Messenger RNA from Cyprinodon variegatus (sheepshead minnow), 594 nucleotides. RefSeq names its product glutamic acid-rich protein-like. The record is from RefSeq and is a predicted model, not a curated record. Bases 52 to 594 code for a protein of 180 amino acids. The transcript has 3 exons. NCBI's taxonomy places the organism in Eukaryota, Metazoa, Chordata, Actinopteri, Cyprinodontiformes, Cyprinodontidae. Gene Ontology annotation, biological process: positive regulation of DNA-templated transcription. Gene Ontology annotation, cellular component: nuclear body.
GAAGAAGAGGAAAAACACAAAAAGAAGCGGGAAGAAGUAGGGUAAACAAAAAUGGAGGUCUCAGCCCCAGACUUUUUGAUAACGUCUUCAAACGACCGCGGUCGGUCCUGGGGGGAAACAGAGACCAGGGAUCUGAUUAAAAUAUGGGCGGAUGACACGAUCCAGGCGAUGCUGAACGGAUUAACAUUUAAUCAUAAAGUUUUCGUUCAAAUUUCUGAGGUGAUGAAGUGUAGGGGCUACGACCGAAACCCGAAGCAGUGCCGAGAGAAGAUAAAGAAGCUCAGAUUAGAUUAUAAGAAGAUCGUUGGGGAGAAGAAGAACGGAUCAGAGAAAGGAGAAACAACAUGGAAGUUCUUCGAAGCCAUGCAUGAAGUUUUAGGUCGUCCUGCACCGACCUGUGGUCGGAACUCUGCAGCACGUGAGGAGGAGGAUGAUGAUGAUGAAGAUGAUGAAGAAGAUUAUUAUGAUGAUGAUGAUGAUGAGACAACAACAUCAGAAGAUGAGGAAGAGGAUGGCUCCUCCUCCUCUGACGCUCAGAGAAAUGGCCGCAGGCGGCGCUACUGGUUGCAUCCUGCUGGCAAAGCUGCUAUUUGA